AUGGAUGACCCACGCAUCCUGGUCGACUGGGAGAUGUUCCCCCACAUUCUCGACUCUAUCCUCUACUACUCGUCUGACGAAACCCUUAGCGCUUUGCGGGCAACCUCUCGCGCCUUGCGCACAAAGGUGGACGCCAUCUUCGCCACCCACGUCGUGUUCAAUGAAUGGAAUCGAGUCCCUGGGACGCCUGCAGGCAACAAGCUGCCGUGCUCAUACCAGAAGGGCGUUCUUCCGGACCACCUCAUGCCACGGGUCAACGUAGUGGACAUGGGUCUGACGCAUAAGCCCUCCUCUCCCAGUAUCAAGGUUGUCGGCGUAAGGCGCGGCAGCGUCCGAGCUACAAAGCCGGCGCCUAAACCCAAGCUGGACACCUGGCACGGCAAGAACGUUCAAGUUGUCCGGACAAACCUCCAGCCCCUUGUCCCCUUCUUGAUGCAGUUUCCGCAACGGCUGCCGCCGGCACGCCAGCUUAUUGCCUUCAUCCCCAUUUCCCGUCAAACAAGGGUCGCCUACGUCCACACGUUACCCGACACGGUGGAACGUGUCGUGUUUCGUCUAGAGUUUGGGACAGGCUGCGUCGAAUACUUCCCGACCACAGGAUCUGGCACACCCCCGUCCAACACGACAGUCAAGGCGAGGCCGGGUACAGCCACUCUUGUCCUGCCCUGCUCACCUACUGCUUUACCGAACACGCUCCGUGAAAUGGUCAUCAUCUACCCCGAUCGUAGCCGUCCGCAUGGCAGUCUGCAGCCCCUCCUCCCCCUUCAACUGCAUGGACUAAACGACUUGCUCGAGUGGCACCCGGCCAUCAAGUUUACCAUUGUCGGUGAAGACCAGUUUGGUCGCCUGCCGAACAUUGACAAGUGGCGCUGA
Apiotrichum porosum is the source of this 873-nucleotide messenger RNA. RefSeq lists its product as uncharacterized. Lineage: Eukaryota; Fungi; Basidiomycota; Tremellomycetes; Trichosporonales; Trichosporonaceae. The coding region runs from base 1 to 873 and encodes 290 amino acids. The transcript is spliced from 2 exons. The record is from RefSeq and is a predicted model, not a curated record.